AUGGAGGAUCAUGAGGAUCUCGACGCAAGCAAUAGUCCUGAACUCAUCGAAAAGACUCAAGAGGGUACAGACCCACCAGCAAAGAAACCGGGAUCAAAAGCGAAAGGAAGAAAAAGGACGAAGACCGGGUGUUUGACAUGUCGAAAGAGACGCAUUAAGUGUGGCGAAGAGAGACCGACGUGCAGCAAUUGCACGAAGUCUAAACGGCAAUGUGAGGGCUACAACCAAAGAGUCGUUUUCAAAGACCCUAUGAAUGGCUAUAGACCGCCAGUACCACCCUUCUCUCAUAGUUCAUAUCAAAAUACGAGCUAUGGUCAACCAUCGGGUCGGCGAGAUUCGUACGCGCAAUCAGCAAGCGGACAAAAUCCACUCCCAAUUGCUCCGAAACCUAGCUCUUCUAGCGGUCCUGCGAUCAAGAUCGAGCAGACACCACUUCCCCAAUCUCAUGAGCGAAGAGCUAGUUCUACCAACGACAACUUACCAAGUCAAGCAGGACAGGGAGCUAGAUUACAACCUCGGAUCAAGGUACAGCUCCAAGAUAAGCCUCUUGAUGCCAGAGGUCAUUCUCACGUCUUAGAAAGGCAAUCGCCGAAUGACCAGGUAACUCAUUAUGAUUUCAAUGCUCUCGUGAAGCAAGGGAGUGGCACAAAUCAAUCUUACAGUCCGUCGCAAGCCACUUCGCCGGAUUGGUCCGCAGGCCCACAUUCAGCUGGAUCUUUUCAACCACCUUACUCGCCGCUCAAAUGGGAGCCUAUAAUUCAAACUCCAACCUCGGCAGGUAUUGAUGAGCAUAGAGCAUCCAUUGGAAGUUUGCAACCGCCCUAUCAGCCACAGCCGAAACAACAACCUCAGACUACGAGUGAAGCAAAUCGACAGCCGAGUUAUCCUCGAAACUGGCAGGGACACCAACAAGCCGCAGUAUAUCCUCCUCCAGCACCUAAUUGGAGUCUUGGUCAACCAGUUCCUCAGGACUGCCCAGAAGUGGACGAUGUUAAUGAUCCCUUCGAUGUGUCUGAAGAUGAUGAUUAUGAUAUGACGGAUGAACAUUUUGGCGUACUACACGACGAUCCUAACGAUACCCAUCUAAAGCGGAAUGAUCUUGGGAUUGUGGUUGCUGUGCAAGCUGGUCAGGACAAACAGGGGCUCAAUCUUCGCUCCUUCGUGUCAUUUAUUGAUCGACCUGAUAUGUUGGCCAACUACACACCCUCUUCACAGUCAACUCCUCUGAGAGACCCAAUGACGGCGAGGAUAUUUUGUCACUUCGUCAAUGUCACUGGGCCUUGCAUGUCUAUGUUUGAGAGACACCCAUCGAACCCCGGGUUGAUGUUCCAGGGAACACCAGUCCCGAAAUCACAGCAGCAUAUCUGGGCCUAUACAUUCCCCACACUUGCACUUAAUAACUCUGCGUUACUGCAUGCCAUGCUUGCAAUUGCAAGUUUACACAUAUCAAAGCUUCAAGGUGGACCCAUCACAGCAUCAUACAAGCAUUACGCACUCAGUCUCCGCCGAAUCGGCAAGAGCGUCGGUCUGCCUACACGACGAGGACAUCCUGCCACCCUCGCGGCUGCAUUGUUACUCGCCUUUUACGAAUGCUGGGCAGCUGAUCACCAGAAAUGGAGCAACCACUUACUAGGUGCAAAGCAACUAGUGAAAGAGAUUGAAUUCGCCGGAAUGACGAGGUAUAUCAAACGAAAGAAAGCACAGAAACGACAAGAGGUUAUCGAAAGACAACAUUAUGCAUAUGAUAACGGUCUUGAGUACGACUUUGACGAUCAAGAUCAUCUGCGAGCUCAUGAUGAGGUCGAUGAGAACGUUGUAGGAAUACUAUUGGGAAGGAAGGUUAGCUAUGAUGAAUAUGGCCAGAUUAUAGACGAUAGUAGGAAUGCGGAUAUCUGGGACAAGGAGUAUACGGAAAGAGAUCUGGAGAUUUAUGAGACGCAAAGGGACCUUUUCUGGUGGUAUUGUAAGCAGGACACGUACCAGAGUAUUCUCGGUGGAGGAAAGCUUUUUCUGGAGUACUCUUUCUGGAGUCAUUGCCCACCACGAGCGCCACUAGGUCGUCUCAAUGCCAUAUACGGUACAUUCGACCACAUGGUUCUGCUCCUCGGGCGUCUCGCAAAUUUCCAAGCCAAAGACAUCAAGAGAAAACGUCUAGCAAUGAAAGCCAACGGCGGUCGCUGGCAACCCCCAGAAUCCAUGCGAGCACAACAGCCUCCAGCAUCCCAACCGCCAAACAACGCCACUCCACAGACUCCUCCCCAAAUGCCUAACUUCACCGGCAUGGUCCCAGACGUACAAGAAGCUAAACUGCCCAUGGGAUUUGAACCAUCCAGAGAUUCGCCCACAAGCAACCAAAGCGAAGACACGGAUCUCCAGUCGCAGACCUACGCCGCCAACGAAGAAUGGCAAGAAAUCCGCGAUGCAUUCGACCUCAUCGAGAGCCGUUUCGGGGAAGACUUCCAAGCACUCGGCCCAGAGUUCUCCGCACCUAUCCAAACACCAUUCGGUCCUGCUUUACAGUAUAGAACGUAUGGCAUUGCGGGCAUAUGGAUGAACCUGUACAUGGGACUGAUAACUUGUUAUCGAUCACACCCCUCAAUGCCGCCUGCUGCUAUCAUGGCUGCUGGGAUUACAGCGAGACAGACUGCGGGCUUUGCGAAUCAGCUAGGCAGGAUUGCGGCAGGUAUUGCGCCAGAUUUGAGUAUGGCGACAGAAGUCAACCCUGGUGUGGGAGCGGCAUUAAUUGAGUCGUCGACUUGUAUGUUUGUUUCGGCUGUGCAGCUCCAAGACGCAUCCCAACGCGCCUGGACGAUCCUCCGCCUCCGCGACAUCGCCCGCCUAACAGGCUGGCAAACCGCGCUCGCCGUCGCCACAGGCUGCGAAACAUCCUGGAUCAAGAUGGGCGAGCUUGGCAAAGGACCCGUCUAUGUUCGCACAAAAGACGAGCGCGUCGUGCCUGAUAAUUGGGUGAAUAAGAGAAUGAUUGAUAGGGUGCUGAAGGGGAAGACCACUGAGGAGAGGAGGAUGCUGAUUGAGAAGGAUGACAGAGUGCAGUAUGCCCUCGGGGUGCUGGGACUUGAGGAGGACUUUGAGGGGAUGGAUUUGGAGGGAGGGAGGAGGCAGAGGUAG
Molecule: messenger RNA, 3129 nt
Organism: Cadophora gregata
Lineage: Eukaryota; Fungi; Ascomycota; Leotiomycetes; Helotiales; Ploettnerulaceae
Exons: 8
Coding region: 1-3129 (1042 amino acids)
Biological process (GO): positive regulation of transcription by RNA polymerase II
Cellular component (GO): nucleus
Molecular function (GO): zinc ion binding; DNA-binding transcription factor activity, RNA polymerase II-specific; transcription cis-regulatory region binding
Source: RefSeq, a predicted model, not a curated record